AUGGUUAAUAAUGGGAGCAAAGCUGGAGUCUCAACAGGCCCACCACGUGAACUGAAUGUAUGGAAAUUUGUAGAGUCCAGAGCUUAUGAACUUGAGGGUCUUCACACUAUUGUUGCUCAACGUCUGGACCACAGUUUUCGGUCCCAAAGGAACAAGAGGAGGAGAACUACAGGACACGACAACCGGUUUGCAAAAAAGAAACCUAGGAAGAAAAGGAAAGUUGGCGAGGAUAAAACAGUUGAAACUGAUUUGGAGAGAACAGUUGAAAAGAAAGUUCCCCGUCGUGUUCGAAGGAACAUUGAACUCAAGAAAAACCCGUCUAGUGGAUUUGGUACUUCAACAGAUGGGACAAAGAGACUAAGAACUCAUGUUUGGCAUGCAAAGCGGUUCACGAUGAAAAAGAUUUGGGGAUUUUAUAUUCCUCUUGGUCUUCACGGCAGAGGAAGAGGCUCAAGAGCUCUACUGAAAAAAUUAAAACAUGGAUCACUCGUGCAUGAUGCGAGUUAUUAUGGAUCGAUACAGUUGGAGGGUCCUGAGGGCAAGUUGAUAUCAGUUAUUAAUUCAGUGUUGGUGCCUUCUCCAUCAGCAUGUUGUGAAGAAACUUCACAUGAUAUUCUUGCUGGCACCAUCUUUGGAUCUGCUAUGCUUCAUCAUGCUGGAAAAACGUGUUUCCCUCCUAUUGCUCCUGUGAUCUAUAUGUGGCGACCUCGGCAGGGAGUCUCUACCGACACAGAAAGGCUUAGAACAGAUGUUUCUGAUGGAGAGCAGAAAGUUUGUGAUGAGGCUAUCAUCCGCCAGCUCUUGGUGUGGGUACAUGCUGGUGCUUUUCAAGAAGCAUAUGAUUCUUUGAGCUCUGCCUGUGGGAGGCAUGCAGACAUGACCCCUUCAGUUCAUUGUGUUUCUCGUGAGGGCCAGCUUGCGAGAUUGGAAUUGGUAGGAUCAAAAGUAUUUGAACUGCUGCAGAAGACUCUGCUUCCUGCUAGCUGUAAAUGGUCUGAUGAGCAUGAGGAUCUUGGGGAAUCAGAAAAGACUUUAAUCUUUUAUAAUGGACAUCAGAAUUCAUCUACAUCAGUUGUUUCUGUUGUUGUGAAGGACCCUCGGUUGUUGACUAAGAAGGGAAAUGUUAUUGUUCCUGAAGAAAAACCUCUUGGCUUAUCAAGUAAUGGAGAUUUCCAAGUUAAAGAGCAAACCUGUUCAUCGGUGCCUGAGCAUGAAGCCGAAUUUGCAAUUCAAAACUGUGAUUUAUGGGAUGCGAGCAAAGGGGCAUGUCUCCCUAUGGAAGAAAGUGUUCUUUGUUUGAAAAAAUAUCAUAGUCGUAAGGAGUUUUUUCGCUUGGGUCAUCUAAGUUCUGAGCCUCAAUCUUCUGUUCCUGGAAAGUACUCGAGUGAGUGCCCUGUUUUGCUACUGAAACACGGUACCAGUGAAAAAUCAGUUACUAGGUAUUCCAUUAUUCUCCCUCUAAGUUGGGUCAAAGCAUUUUGGAUUGUUUUUGUGUCAAACGGUGCUCAUGCCAUAGGUUUAAGAGAGAAGCAAUGGGUUGCUUGCGAGCUUGGAUUGCCAUACUUUCCCUUGGACUAUCCUGAUUGCAAUGCGUAUUCAGAUUAUAUGGCAAUGGAGUCAAUCGAGAUUAACCAAAAAGCAAUGCUUCGUCCUCUUUCCAAAAGGCCAUUGGAAGUUCCAAUACCACCCCCCUGGAAUUGUUUGCACCUCACAUUCGAAAAAAUAUUAAAAAGUGAAGCUGAUAAUUCUCUUAGUCAACAAGCUGUCAGAACCUCUGCAUUUGAGGGUAUUAUAGCACGGACAUCUGGUGUACUGAGCAAAAUCCUGAAAAACAAUAGUGAUAAAAAAUUGUUUUGCUUCCCGAGGAAGCCCUCUCAGGAGAACUGCUUGUACAAGGUCAUGAGGGAAACAGAUUUCGUCAAACAAGACACUGUUGUAUCAGAAAAUAAGUGUGGGAAAACACCGUGUUAUGUUCGGGUUGUCUUGCGUGCUUACAAGGAAGGUGUUUUCGAACAAGGAGCAUUGGUAUGUGCACCCCUUCUGGCAGACAUCAUGAUGUGGAAAACCGGCUCAGAAAGUGAUUACCAGAGUCUUAAAAUACCCCAGUCUUCUUUGUGGUCAUACUUUAUGAAGUUGCCAUCUGGUGAAUGGGAACUUCAGAUACCUGAGGACCAAUCUCUCCAUAGGUGGCCCAUAGGAUUUGUUACAACUGGUUUUGUUCGGGGAAGCAAAAAGUCAACAGCCGUGGCUCUUUGUGAGGCAAGCAUGCUCUCUAUGCUUCGGGAGGAACAAUGGAAGGCAGUGUCUGUGAGGCAGAGGAAAGAAGAGAUAUAUGUCCUAGUCAGGAAUACAAGGUCCACUGCUUAUAGACUUGCUCUUGCUACCAUUGUUUUAGAACAACAGGAAGAAGACAUGGAAUUCAUGUGA
Molecule: messenger RNA, 2427 nt
Organism: Striga hermonthica
Lineage: Eukaryota; Viridiplantae; Streptophyta; Magnoliopsida; Lamiales; Orobanchaceae
Source: the annotation of a GenBank genome assembly